Messenger RNA from Trichosurus vulpecula (common brushtail), 525 nucleotides. Its product is annotated as late lactation protein B-like. Gene Ontology annotation, molecular function: small molecule binding. Lineage: Eukaryota; Metazoa; Chordata; Mammalia; Diprotodontia; Phalangeridae. The coding region runs from base 1 to 525 and encodes 174 amino acids. The transcript is spliced from 6 exons. The record is from RefSeq and is a predicted model, not a curated record.
AUGAAGGUCCUUUUCCUCACCAUAACACUAAGCCUGUUCUCUAUCCUCCAAGCUCAGGAGUCAUCGCCUCUUGAAGAACGAUUUGGGGGUUUAUACUUUGUAAAGGCAAUUGUGACUGACAAUGAACUUCUUGAAAGGGAUAUACCUAAGGACAUGUCACCCUUGACAGUCACCCAACUUAGUGAUGGGAAUCUGGAGGCCAAAUUUAUUGUCAACAAUACUGGAAUUUGUGAAGAGUUUACAAUGAAAUUAGAGAAAACAAACCAGCUUGGUCUAUUUUCUGUAGAUGAAGGUGAACGCCAGGUACUCAUAGAAGAGACAUCUGUCAGGGAUCAUUGGAUUCUCUUUUGUGUAGGCGAGAUACAUGGCAUACAAAUAAGAGUUGCUGAACUUGUGGGUCCAUAUCCAGAUGAGAACCCACAGGCCUCUCAGGACUUUAAGAAGUUUGUCAGCCUUAAAGGAUUUAAUGAAGAAAAAAUCAACAUCCCCAGACAAGCUGAGGCCUGCACCCCGGAACAUGUUUAA